Molecule: messenger RNA, 1641 nt
Organism: Carassius auratus (goldfish)
Lineage: Eukaryota; Metazoa; Chordata; Actinopteri; Cypriniformes; Cyprinidae
Product: probable D-lactate dehydrogenase, mitochondrial
Exons: 11
Coding region: 79-1545 (488 amino acids)
Biological process (GO): lactate catabolic process
Cellular component (GO): mitochondrion
Molecular function (GO): D-lactate dehydrogenase (NAD+) activity; FAD binding; D-lactate dehydrogenase (cytochrome) activity
Source: RefSeq, a predicted model, not a curated record
GAAAAUUAUAUAUAAACUUAACAACUGACGCCAUGUAUAAAAGCUCGGUUAUUUCGUAACUUUUGUAAGGAGUAGAAAAUGACUUUGUUCAUGCAAGCCCUACGCUUCUCUUCUUCACGGCUGCCGUUUAUUUGCAGGAGGUCCAGGACAUAUUCUACUGAAGCCGGAGCCAUCGAGCGGGUCAUUUCAGCGUUUCGCUCUGUUAGUGGAGAUGAAGGGGUGUCUGUGGGCUCAGCUGUCAGAGAACAGCACGGCAGGGAUGAGUCUGCGCACAGGUGCCGACCACCAGAUGUGGUGGUGUUUCCUCGGUCUGUAGAGGAGGUCAGUGCCCUUGCCAAAAUUUGUCACCACCACCAACUACCCAUAAUCCCGUUUGGUACAGGGACAGGCCUGGAGGGAGGUGUUGGUGCUCUGCAGGGUGGAGUGUGUUUCAGUCUGAGAAAGAUGGAUCAGGUUCUUGACCUUCAUCAAGAGGAUUUUGAUGUGACGGUGGAGCCAGGUGUGACACACAGAGGCCUGAACUCAUACCUGCGUGACACUGGCCUUUGGUUUCCCGUCGAUCCAGGUGCUGACGCAUCUCUCUGUGGCAUGGCUGCAACUAGUGCGUCAGGCACUAACGCAGUCCGCUAUGGCACGAUGCGCGGGAACGUCCUGAACCUGGAGGUGGUUCUAGCAGAUGGAACGGUCCUCCACACAGCAGGGAAGGGCCGUCGUCCAAGAAAGACAUCUGCUGGUUACAACCUAACUAGCCUUUUUGUGGGCUCGGAGGGAACUUUGGGUAUUAUUACCAAAGCCACGCUCCGGUUGUUCGGUAUUCCUGAAAGUAUGGUGUCGGCUGUCUGCUCCUUUCCAUCCGUCCAAUCAGCGGUGGACAGCACUGUUCAGAUCCUGCAAGCUGGAGUGCCCAUUGCCCGUAUCGAGUUCUUGGACGACGUGAUGAUAAACGCAUGCAAUCACUUCAACAAACUGUCCUAUGCGGUCACUCCCACCCUCUUCCUGGAGUUCCACGGUAGCUCCAAAAACAUGGAAGAGCAAGUGUCCAUCACUGAGGAGAUCACGCGGGAUAACGGAGGCUCAGAAUUCGCCUGGGCAGAAGAUGAGGAGACUCGUGGCCGGUUAUGGAAAGCCCGUCAUGAUGCGGGGUAUGCAGCCCUAGCCCUGAGGCCUGGAUGUAAGGCAUAUUCUACGGAUGUCUGUGUGCCAAUCUCACGACUGCCUCAGAUUAUAGUGGAGACAAAGGAAGAUCUAAUCAGAAACAAUAUAACCGGUCCUAUUGCAGGUCACGUGGGCGAUGGAAACUUCCAUUGUUUAAUAGUACUGGAUCCCAAUGACCCAGACGAGGUGGCAAGGGUUCACUCCUUCACUGAGAGAUUAGUCAGGAGAGCACUGGCGAUGGAUGGAACUUGUACUGGUGAACAUGGGAUCGGUCUAGGAAAGCGGGCCCUGCUCAGAGAAGAGGUCGGUCCAUUGGCUAUAUCGGUCAUGCAGGGCAUCAAGGCCACCCUAGACCCCAAAAACCUCAUGAAUCCUGGAAAGGUAUUAUAAUUAAUGCAAACCAACACAGACCACUAUAGAAGACACUCUGCAUUAGGCUGUCUGACCACUAGAUGUCAGGAGAAUGAGGUUUGUUUUAAAUUUUAA